AUGUCCUCAGACACAACACAUUACAACGUCUAUCGGGUCCUGUCAUCUCAAUCGCACGGUCCGGACCAUGAAGGCUUAGCUCUGGUGCCUGCUCAAAUGCCUGAACAAAAUGCUGGUCGAUUCUAUCAUGUCAUCGGGAGUGUUGGUAUGGGUAUGGAUUAUCAAAAGCGUGGGCGAUUCGACUUCUCACGCGAGGAAUCGUACAAGAGCAAGUCGUUUCUGUUUCCGAUCAAGAAAGAAUCACUACAAGAUUGGGAGCAAAUUUGUGAAAGCAAGCCUGCUCCCCAUGAUCCUAGGGUACUCACAGAACGGAACAUCAGCCCCCCGCCACCCAAUUGCGCUUCAUGGGUCGAUGAUGUGAUCAAGGACGCGAAAGCUUUAGCUAUCACUUCAAGACCAGACCAAAGUUGA
This is a messenger RNA of Dissoconium aciculare CBS 342.82, 411 nucleotides long. RefSeq lists its product as uncharacterized. Bases 1 to 411 code for a protein of 136 amino acids. The transcript has a single exon. The record is from RefSeq and is a predicted model, not a curated record. NCBI's taxonomy places the organism in Eukaryota, Fungi, Ascomycota, Dothideomycetes, Mycosphaerellales, Dissoconiaceae.